Messenger RNA from Australozyma saopauloensis, 255 nucleotides. RefSeq lists its product as uncharacterized. The record is from RefSeq and is a predicted model, not a curated record. Gene Ontology annotation, cellular component: mitochondrial matrix. The coding region runs from base 1 to 255 and encodes 84 amino acids. The transcript has a single exon. Gene Ontology annotation, molecular function: protein folding chaperone; metal ion binding; ATP binding. Lineage: Eukaryota; Fungi; Ascomycota; Pichiomycetes; Serinales; Metschnikowiaceae.
AUGAAGCCUGUCACCCAAACCACCCUGGGUAUUUACAUUCCAGAGAAGAACCAGGAAAAGCUUAACGAAGCUACUGUUAUUGCAGCUGGUCCUGGUGUCAACGACGUUACCACCGGUAAGCUUGUGCCAGUCUCUGUCCAAGCCGGUGACAAGGUUUUGUUGCCAAACUUCGGUGGUGCUCCAAUCAAGGUUGGCGGUGAGGAAUACUUGUUGUUCAGCGACCGUGAGAUCUUGGCUAAGAUCGAGGACAAUUAA